Heteronotia binoei (common prickly gecko) is the source of this 2081-nucleotide messenger RNA. RefSeq names its product solute carrier family 22 member 31 (gene SLC22A31). The record is from RefSeq and is a predicted model, not a curated record. Gene Ontology annotation, biological process: transmembrane transport. Gene Ontology annotation, molecular function: transmembrane transporter activity. Gene Ontology annotation, cellular component: membrane. NCBI's taxonomy places the organism in Eukaryota, Metazoa, Chordata, Lepidosauria, Squamata, Gekkonidae.
CGGCGCAUGGCCUUCGAGUGGCGGCUGCUGGGGCCGGCGGGGGGCUUGGGGCGGCGCGGGCGGCUGGUGGCCGCGGCCUCGGGGCUGCCGGCGGUGCCGCUGGCGCUGGGCCUGGCUGCGGGGCUCCUGCUCUCGGCCACGCCGCCCCACCGCUGCCGCCCCGACCCGGCCCUGCUGCCCCCGGCCCUGCGCAACGCCUCCGCCGCCCGCCUCCUCGACGCCGCCCUGCCCCGCGGGCCCCACGGCGCCUGGAGCCCCUGCCUGCUCUACCGCUACCCCCCCGCGCCCGCACAACGCAGCCGCACCGCCGCGCCCUGCACCCGCGGCUGGGACUACUACGCCCUGCCCGAGGCCGGCCUCCGCUCCACCCUCGUCACCCAGUGGGACCUCGUGUGCUCCAAGCAGUGGCAGGUGCCGCUAGAGCAGACCACCCACCUCUCGGGCUGGAUCCUCGGCUACGUGGCCUUCGGCGCCUCUUGUGACAGGUUUGGUCGUCGGGCGGCUUUCCUCUUCUCGCUGAUGCUCUCCAUCCCACUGGGCGUUGCUGUGGCGCUGGCCGUGAAUUACAUCAUGCUGCUGCUUUUGCGGCUGUUUUUUGGGGCCAUGCUGGCGGGCACCUUCCUGUCUCUCUAUGUGGCGAGGCUGGAGUUGUGCGACCCUCCCCACCGGCUGAUCGUCACCAUGGGGGCUGGCUUCUGCUGGGUGUUCGGGGAGCUGCUCUUGCCGGGGCUGGCCGUGGCCUGCAAGGAGUGGCGGCUCCUGCAGGGGGUGAUAACUGUGGGGCUGGCUCUGCCCGCUCUCUGCUGCUGGUGCCCUUCCCUCUUCCCGGAGUCAGCCCGCUGGCUCCUGGCCACCUGCCAGCUGGAGAAAGGCCGGAGGGCCCUGCGCAGCCUGGCGGAGGGCAACGGCGUGUCUCUGGAGGAAGACUUCUACACUGCAGAGCACCUCUUGGCCGAGCAUCAGAGCCCGGCUGAAGAGGUGCCCCAGCCGCAGUUCCACCACCUCUGCGAGGUCCUCUGCAGCCGCGUCAUCUGGAGGAACAGCCUUAUCUUGGGCUUCACGGCCUUCAUCGGCAACGGGAUCCGCCACUGCUUCACCCGCAACCUGACUCCCUACCCGCCCCACUUCUACCUCCCCUACUUCUUGGAGGCCAGCGGGGAGGCGGUGGCUCUGCUCUUCCUCUGCCUGACCGUGGACCAUUUUGGGCGCCGGCCCGUCCUCCUGAUGAGCACCGUCCUCAUGGGCCUUUCCGCCCUCUUCCUGCUGGCCUUGCUGCAGUACCUGAAGGCCUGGCUCAUCUUGGCGUUCUCCGUCCUGGGCAUCCUCACCUCGCAGGCCGUCACAGCCCUCAGCAUCCUCUUUGCCGGCGAAGUCCUGCCCACGGUGGUCAGGGGUGCUGGGCUGGGCCUCAUCCUGGCCGCCAGCACGGUGGGCUUAGCCGUCGCCCCCCUCAUGGAGCUCCACAACAGCCACGGCUUCUUCCUGCACCACGUGGUCUUUGCCUCCUUCGCCAUCCUGUCGGUGCUGAGCAUCAUGCUGCUCCCCGAGACCAGUGGCAGGCCCCUGCCAGACUCCAUGCGCGACGGGGAGAGCCAGCACCGGCCCCCCCUCUUCCGUUCCACCCGAGGCCACCAGGACCACCUGCCCCUGCUCUCUCCCCGGCACCGGCCUGGAGACGGGGCUUACGAUCCUGCCAGCUACGCUCGGCUUGUCUCGGCCACCAAGAAGAUGCUGGGCGCUCACAGCUCCUCUGACUCCCAGCUGCGGAUGAAGCUGCUCCCAGAGCCUGAAUCCCAGGACAGCCCAGCAGAGGGGAUGUAGUGGGGGGGAGCCCCCCCCCCGGUGACUGUGUCGCACCCAAGGCUGUGGGGCAGGGAACUGUCGCGAGCACCCUGGCGCCCCACGUCCAAGCAGGGCAGCUGUGUGCCUGGCUCCAUCCGGUGUGUCUGUGAAGGUGUAAGUGGAGCCCCCGCUCCUCUUGAAGGAGGGAGCAUGGCUGUGCAGGGGCAGAGGGCCCACCCCAGCAAUGAUUCUGGCAUCAGCAGGAAGGCUAAUAAACUGGAGCAUCUGUUUCUAGUUCA